Penicillium atrosanguineum is the source of this 1317-nucleotide messenger RNA. RefSeq lists its product as uncharacterized. The record is from RefSeq and is a predicted model, not a curated record. The coding region runs from base 1 to 1317 and encodes 438 amino acids. Gene Ontology annotation, biological process: endoplasmic reticulum unfolded protein response. NCBI's taxonomy places the organism in Eukaryota, Fungi, Ascomycota, Eurotiomycetes, Eurotiales, Aspergillaceae. The transcript is spliced from 2 exons.
AUGCCCGCUACCCCAGACGACGCUUGUAAGGGCCCUAGGGCUGUUACUCUUAACAUCCUCUGUCCUUUUCGUCCCCCGCCGAGCCGCUUUACCUUCCACAAUGUUCCUCUUGGUACAACGGUUGCCCAACUACACACCCGGCUUGCACAAAUCAUUCUAGGUCAUGUACCUGCCACGUCACGCUUGAUCUUCUUAGGAAGACCUCUUACGGUGGAUAGUGCCACCUUGGAAGAGGUCUUGGGUCCUGUUAAUGUAAAAGUCGACCUGCAAGUCCCACUUGUUUACAAGCUGACCCGAAAUCUAGCAAUCCGAGCUCCAACCUCAUCAAAUAUUCCCAAUGCUGCUGCCCUGUCUGCACAGCCGGACCUUGCGCAGGAACUUCGCCGUCUUCAUGGAUUACACGACCCACGCGCUAUUCUCGAUAGGCAUCAGGCAAUUCUCCGAGGACUAGGCUUUGGCAGCGCGCCAGGCACCACGCAGAGCGCUGUUUCCACUGGCAGUAAUGACCAUCCCAUCUACCAAAGUGUCGGUCCCAAUGGUCAGAACGCCAUUAUAAUUCCAGCAUCCCCGCGGACAACCCAUCAAACCAUACGAUUCCGUUACCAGACAUCGUCUACAACUGGACCAAAUGUCAAUGCUGCAGCCGGCGCCAAUCCAAACCCAGCUGAUCGGGCAAUGGCCGAAAACCUCGUCCGCCAGGCACUGGUUAACAAUCAACAACUUCGACAAAAUGGAAAUGCUGCAAACCCAGCCGCAAUCGGACGUUUCAUGAGCCGCGUCUGGCUCUUCAUACGCCUCUACUUCUUCUGCUACGUGAUCAGUGCACCAGGGACCUGGACGCGUAUCUUCUUCGUCAUUGCGGCCCUACUCAUCUCCGCCUUAUCCGACACGAACGUUCCCCAGGUGCUGCAUAGCAUCAUCGUGCAGCCAUUGCAACGCCAUCUUGAAAGACUUGCGCAUAUGGGUGGACCGGGCCAGCCUGCGAAUAAUCCUCCUCAGAACCACAUCUUAGGGGAGAUUACGGAUUAUUUCCGCCGUGCCGAGAGGUCUAUUGUGCUUCUUCUUGCUAGUCUUGUGCCUGGUAUUGGCGAGCGUCAGGUUGAAGCACGCAAUGCGGCUGAGGCGGAAGCUCGGAAUGCGGCUGAAGUGGAAGCUCGGAAUGCUGCUGAGGCUGAGGCACGCGAGCAGGAGCAGCCGCAACAACAGCCGCAGGAAGAUCCAGAGGCACAGGUGCGUGUCGAAGAUACGCAGGACAGCCAGAAUGUUCAACGGCCGCAGCAGCCUCCGGCACCUGUGCCCGUGCCUGCUGACUGGUGA